AUGUGCUUGGGUGUGUUCAUAUUGUUUUAUUCUUUCGUUUUUACUGAUGCAAAACAUUUCAACGGCGGAACUAUCAAAUGGACCCCCAUUAAUCCUUAUGAUAAUUCCACUUUAGUUGAUGUUACUAUUACACAGUCUUAUUCAUGGACAUAUCCAUAUGUAAAAUGUGCCAACAAUGUACCGAUCUCGACUAGUAUAUGGGCUAGUGCGAACACUAAUCUAACAUGUGUUGUUGAUUGUUCAACUGAUGGUGGUUAUUCUAGUGCACCAGUUGAUAUUCUUACCGAUUGUACAUCAGCUAGUUCAUCAUUGCAAAUGAUGACAAGUGAACGUUCGAAAAAUGUUACACUUUCUGCUGAUGCACAUUUUUAUCUAGCUUAUAGAGGAAGCUCUUGGGUAGCGUUAAAUAAUCCUGCUACAGCAGGUCUUGAAUGGUCCAUUGUAACAUACAUUGAUCUUCGAAAAAGGCCAGAUGGUUUUAUUAAUACUCCACCUGUUGCCUCGAUUGUUUCUCCACAAUAUGCCAUUGUAAAUAGAACCAUUCAAAUUAAUAUUCCUGUUUCGGAUGUCAAUGUCGGUGAUGAUGUACGCUGUCGAUGGUCAACAUAUACACUUGGAUAUCGAAGACGAAAACGAUCCGACAAAGAAGAACAUAUCAAACAUCUAUCUGAUAUUAAUUUUUACAAAGUGGCUAGUGAUAAAGAACUCAUUCAUAUUAGAAAAAAAAGAGGUUGUAGUGGCUGUACCAGUUCAUGUCCAGUAAUGUGUACAUGUUCCUGUGCUGGCUGUGAUUCCAUCACAUGUACUGGUUCGAUGUGUCUUGCAUUUGGAGGUUGUGCAAUUGGAGUAAAUGGGACUACAGCUGCCACAACUACUACCGAAACUCUAGGAACACUAAAAUCGACUUCAUCGUAUCCAAUUCGUCAGGCAAUUGAUGAAUGUGGUGGUAUUUGUUAUCCAGGCAGUGUCCCUAACGGCACAACUCUGUCCAACUGCACUAUCACAUUCACAGGUGUUACAGCUGGCGUCUGGUAUGCAAUUGCUGUUCAGGAAGCACGUCCACAACAAUAUCGUCAACAAUCAUCGCGACAACUAUCAGUACCACAUCAACAAGAACUAGUACGACUAGCAGUGCUUCAACAUCUACCAUGUUGA
Molecule: messenger RNA, 1155 nt
Organism: Rotaria sp. Silwood2
Lineage: Eukaryota; Metazoa; Rotifera; Eurotatoria; Philodinida; Philodinidae
Source: the annotation of a GenBank genome assembly